AUGGAGCUGGCCUGCUUAGGGAUCUGGCUUGGCGCCCCCCCAGGCCCAAGCGAGGCCCCGGGGGAUCUGUGUCUUCAGGAUCCGUUCCCCAGGGUCCUCAUCCUUGCGUCCCGCCCCCUUAGUCGCGUCCAAUCACAGUUCGGUUACUUUGGCAACCACUCUACCCUCCUCACGCCCUUCCCUGCGUUCAAAACGACGUCAAGCCCCCGAAACGCGAGGCCGUUGCUGUGCUCCUACUUCCCCAAAUGGGCAACCGGUUACCAAGACAACAGCUGCUCCUCCCCCGCCCGGAGCCACGCCCCUAACGUUCUCCCCAAUCGGGAUCUCAUUGCCGGGACGACGUCUUCAAAGCUGCGCCUCUCCCCCAACCGGGAGGCCGUUGCCCGGGCGGCGCUCCGCCCCUUCCUGCGGGAGGCGGAGCCUCUGGCGGAAGCGGCGUCGGGUGCGGCGAACCGGGGCGCGGGGGCGGGGGCGCGCGGAGGGGCGGAGGGGCGCCAGGCCCAAGAUGGCGGCGGGCGCGGAGGGCGGCGCGGGCGCGGGGGUUUUGGGCGACUGCGCCGAGAUCAAGUCGCAGUUCCGGACGCGCGAGGGCUUCUACAAGCUGCUGCCCGGCGCCGAGGGCGCAGCCCGGCGAGCGGGUCCGGCCCCGGCCCCCGGCGCGGCCUCCGCCUCCUCCUGCGCGGCCCCGGCCGCGGCCCCGGGCCCAGCCCCCGGCCCAGCCCCCGGCCCGCGCUGCCCGCCGUGCGCCUGAGCCUCGUGCGCCUGGGCGAGCCCGACCCCGCCGCCGCCGCCGCCUCCGGGGAGCCCGCCGGGCCGCCCCCGGCCGCCGGCGAUCGCGUCUGCUUCAACUUGGGCCGAGAGCUCUAUUUCUACCCCGGAGGCUCCGGGCGCCGAGGCAGCCACCGGUCCAUAGACCUCAACAAGCCCAUCGACAAGCGGAUCUACAAAGGCACCCAGCCCACUUGUCACGACUUCAACCAGUACACGGCAGCCACGGAGACCAUCUCCCUGCUGGUGGGCUUCUCAGCUGGCCAGGUGCAGUACCUGGACCUGAUCAAGAAGGACACCAGCAAACUCUUCAAUGAGGAGAGGCUGAUCGACAAGACCAAGGUGACCCACCUGAAGUGGUUGCCCGAGUCCGAGAGCCUGUUCCUGGCCUCCCACGCCAGUGGCCACCUCUACCUGUAUGAUGUGGCUCGCCCCUGUGGCCCCGCCCCGCCCCAGUACAGCCUGCUCAAGCAGGGGGAGGGCUUCGCCGUCUACACUGCCAAGGGGAAGGCGCCCCGAAACCCGAUGGCCAAGUGGGCCGUGGGCGAGGGCCCCCUGAACGAGUUUGCCUUCUCCCCGGACGGGCGUCACCUGGCCUGCGUGAGCCAGGACGGCUGCCUGCGCGUCUUCCACUUCGAUUCCAUGCUCUUGCGGGGCCUCAUGAAGAGCUACUUCGGAGGCCUGCUCUGCGUGUGCUGGAGCCCCGACGGGCGCUACGUGGUGACCGGGGGCGAGGAUGACCUGGUCACCGUGUGGUCCUUCACCGAGGCCCGGGUAGUGGCCAGAGGCCACGGCCACAAGUCCUGGGUCAACGCCGUGGCUUUUGAUCCGUAUACCACGAGGAGCGAGGAAGAGCCGGAGGGGGAGGGGACGACCGGCGGGAGCGAGAGGGAGGCGGGCUCCUUGCCCCGACUGCCUCCCCCGGCCGUCACUUACCGCUUCGGCUCGGCCGGCCAGGACACGCAGUUCUGCCUGUGGGACCUGACGGAGGACGUGCUCUACCCCCGGCCCCCGCUGGCCCGGCCCCGGGCCCUGGCCGGCAGCACGGAGGCCACGCCCAUCACCCCGGGGCCCCUUCCCCGAUCCCUGUCCCGCUCCAACAGCCUCCCGCACCCGGCAGUGAGUGGAAAGGGGGCCGGGGCGAGCACGGGCGGGGUGACGGAGCCCGGGACCCCCUUCAGCAUCGGCAAGUUUGCCACACUGACCCUCCAGGAGCGUCGCGACAAGGGCGCCGACAAAGAGCACAAGCGCUACCACAGCCUGGGCAACAUCAGCCGGGGCGGCGGCGGCGGGAGCGGCGGAGACAAGCUGGGCGGGCCGGCCCCCCGGGGCCGACUGGACCCAGCCAAGGUGCUGGGCACGGCCCUGUGCCCUCGAAUCCACGAGGUGCCCCUGCUGGAGCCCCUGGUGUGCAAGAAGAUUGCCCAGGAGCGCCUCACCGUCCUCCUGUUCUUGGAGGACUGCAUCAUCACCGCCUGCCAGGAGGGUCUCAUCUGCACCUGGGCCCGGCCUGGCAAAGCUGGCCUCUCCUCCCAGCCUGCCAAUUCCCCCAGUGGCACCGUGGUGUGAAGCUCGUGGAUUCAGCCGCUCUCACCUCUCAGCCUCCUGGUCGUGUCCUGUCUGCUCCAUCCUAAUGCCCCUUACUGUAUUAAUGAGACUAACAGUG
Vombatus ursinus (common wombat) is the source of this 2434-nucleotide messenger RNA. Its product is annotated as dystrophia myotonica WD repeat-containing protein-like. NCBI's taxonomy places the organism in Eukaryota, Metazoa, Chordata, Mammalia, Diprotodontia, Vombatidae. Gene Ontology annotation, molecular function: protein binding. The record is from RefSeq and is a predicted model, not a curated record. The transcript is spliced from 8 exons. Bases 1 to 2337 code for a protein of 778 amino acids.